GGGAGCAAAGCAGGACAAGUUUGGGCCCCUGAAGGAUCAACAGCUUUCAAGUGUCUCAUCUCAGCCAGGUUCUGUGCAGCUCUUUUAAGCAACAUCUCUGAUUGUGAUGAGACGUUUAACUAUUGGGAACCGACACACUACCUCGUUUAUGGAAAGGGGUUUCAGACAUGGGAAUACUCUCCAGCCUAUGCCAUCCGCUCCUAUGCUUACCUGUGGCUUCAUGCCUUACCAGCCUUGUUCCAUGCUAGAGUUCUACAAACUAACAAGGUUCUUAUCUUCUAUUUCCUCCGAUGCUUCCUGGCCUUCCUGAGCUGCAUUUGUGAACUCUACUUCUAUAAGGCCGUGUGCAAGAAAUUUGGGCUACAUGUGAGCCGGCUGAUGUUGGCCUUCUUAGUACUCAGCACUGGGAUGUUUUGCUCAUCUGCAGCUUUCCUCCCAAGCAGUUUCUGCAUGUACACCACGGUGAUUGCCAUGACUGGCUGGUAUAUGGACAAGACCUCUGUAGCAGUGCUGGGGGUGGCCGCUGGAGCCCUUCUGGGCUGGCCCUUCAGUGCAGCUCUUGGGCUUCCUAUUGCCUUUGACUUGUUGAUACUGAAGCAGAGGUGGAAAAGUUUCCUAAACUGGUGUGUGGUGUCAUUGAUCCUGUUUUUGGUGCCCUUGGUAGUUGUGGACAGCUAUUACUAUGGGAAGCUGGUAGUUGCACCUCUCAACAUUGUUUUAUACAAUGUCUUCACCUCUCACGGACCUGAUCUCUAUGGUACGGAACCCUGGUCCUUCUAUUUCAUCAACGGCUUUCUGAAUUUCAACGUGGCAUUUAUUUUGGCGCUGCUUGUGCUGCCACUGACUUGUCUCAUGGAGUGUCUGCUUCAGAAAUUUCAUGUUCAGAAUCUGGGCCGUCCCUACUGGCUGACACUAGCUCCUAUGUACAUUUGGAUCAUGAUUUUCUUCAGUCAGCCCCACAAAGAAGAGAGGUUUCUCUUUCCCAUCUAUCCCCUCAUCUGUCUCUGCAGUGCUGUGGCUCUGUCUGCUCUUCAGAAAUGUUACCACUUCAUAUUCCAGCGCUACCGUCUGGAACACUACACAGUCUCCUCCAACUGGCUGGCUCUGGGGACUGUCUUUCUCUUUGGCCUUUUGUCAUUGUCACGCUCUGUUGCCUUAUUCAGAGGCUACCACGGGCCCCUGGACCUGUACCCAGAAUUUCACAGGAUUGCUACUGACCCAAGUAUUCACACUGUGCCAGAGGGGAGACCGGUUAAUGUCUGCGUGGGAAAGGAGUGGCACAGAUUUCCAAGCAGCUUUCUCCUGCCAGAUAAUUGGCAGCUCCAGUUCAUCCUGUCAGAAUUCAGGGGCCAGUUACCAAAACCAUUUGCCAAGGGACCAAUGGCCACACGGAUCAUUCCCACUGACAUGAACGACCAAAACAAGGAAGAGCCAUCUCGAUAUAUUGACAUUUCCAAAUGCCACUAUCUGGUGGACUUGGAUACAGCAGCUGAAACCCCAAGGGAGCCAAGGUAUUCCUCCAACAAAGAAGAGUGGGUAACCAUUGCCUACAAGCCAUUCCUAGAUGCUUCCAGGUCCUCAAAGCUGCUGCGUGCAUUCUACGUCCCUCUCCUCUCAGAACAGUACACAUGGUAUGCAAACUAUACUAUUCUGAAAUCCCGGAGGUCGAGGCAAACCAGGAAAAAAAUGGGAGGCUAGCAACACACCUGGGCAACAAAACCAAAAGCAUCUGCUGACACUCUUGGACAGCUGCCUAAGCCAUCUUCAGUUCCGUUUUUGAAAGAUUGCGC
Messenger RNA from Aptenodytes forsteri (emperor penguin), 1790 nucleotides. It is a transcript of the gene ALG9, whose product is annotated as ALG9, alpha-1,2-mannosyltransferase. The transcript is spliced from 14 exons. Lineage: Eukaryota; Metazoa; Chordata; Aves; Sphenisciformes; Spheniscidae. Gene Ontology annotation, cellular component: endoplasmic reticulum membrane. The coding region runs from base 379 to 1698 and encodes 439 amino acids. The record is from RefSeq and is a predicted model, not a curated record. Gene Ontology annotation, molecular function: alpha-1,2-mannosyltransferase activity. Gene Ontology annotation, biological process: protein N-linked glycosylation.